AUGGACCGCUGGUGCACAGAUCGCUUUCUCCGUGCGGAUACAAGCCGUCACGCAGCCGCGAUCUGCUCCGACAAUACAUAUUCAACGGGGAAGACGGGUGAACCAUGCGGGCACAUCCAAAGUGGUGCACCAAUAGCGCACGGCGGAGAUGGGCUAUCGUGGAUCAAUCCCAUUUACAGCGCGGCGUACUCUGUAUCCGUUACGCGGGAACAAGUUCCGGCUGAAGCUCGGUAUCAGAUGCCGCCAAUGCACCACUGGCGCACGGCGCAACGCCUCGGCCGAACGGACGGUCAUCCGAUGCUGCACCAGUGGUGCACCAUUGACUCGUAUUGCCGGGCGACCGGUCUCGGUCACGUCAAGAUGAUCACCGAUGUGCACGCCGCGCGGUGCACAACACCUAGCGAGCAAUACCUACCAGAUAUGUGCACACAGUCUCAGCAAGCAGCUGGCGGGAACAAUCACUGUGAGCGCAACACAAGGACACGAACCCUCACCUUAUCACAUUACGUACGGGCGGCUCACGCGUGUCGUGCAGAAGUGCCAGCUUCUAGGGCGGCGCAGUUAAAGCAGGGGCUGAACACAAACUUCCUCUGCUUUUGCUGCUCCAACAUGGUCGGCGUGUACACUCUCGUCGAGCUUCGGGAUCAAAUAAGAAUAUACCGCGCUCGGUUCGGCGAGACGAACGAUGUCCGCGGCCGCAUCCUGACCGACAGUAUCCCCGACAGUUGGACCGAUGACCGUAUGCUCGGCCUUCGUGCAACUGUGCAGAUCGUACUAGACAGCCAUCUCAACUGGGAUGCAAUCGCGGAGUUCUUCGAGGGCGAGUUAUUCACACCGGAAUGGAUCGCGUCACUCGAAACCUGUCCGCCCGCAGUACGCCGCCCGAUGGGGGUGCAAGUAAUCAUGGAUUGGGUGUCUCGCGGUCCAACGAUUCAGACUGACCUCAAGGACUGGCUGGGGGACCACGGCAUUAUGGCGCUGAGGUUUGUGGGUCCGGAGCCCACCGCGGCGAAUUUUGAGGCUAUAAUAGACACGUUGAACCGCCUUCACGUCGGCGCUCGGCUGGGCCGCAGGGUGCACUACCGCGAUGACGGCUCUGACCGCCUGCCCGACGUUAGCGGGCAUCCGGACGACUUUAUAUUCGAGGUUGUGAGUGUGAGCGUACUGAAAGAAAGCCGAAGAGUACUCACCGGUUCAUUAGCUUCUGGACGACAACCGCUGCUUUCGUUGCCGCGAGGUAAGGUCGAAGGUGUGCGCAAUGCACAAUGGUCAGCCGCCGUGUCUCACCUGUCGGCUACUAAAGCAGAGAUGUUCGCGCGAGUCCGUAAAGUGCAUGAUCUCAAGGCAUGUACCGGAGAGCACUCAGGCGUGACGUGCACCACUGGUGCACGACCACCGCGGAGGCCCCGUGCACCGGCUCCGGUCAAUGCUAACCAGCAUGCGGGUGGAAUGAGGACAGAGCUGUACAUACGACCCCGCCGGGCCGCGUUGAGUGCACCGCGAGCCAACAACAGUGCCAUCGACGGUGCACUUAGCUCAGAAUCUCCGAAGACACCGGGUUGCGGGAGGCGAACAAAUCCUCUGAGACUUAUUGUAGAUAAGGCUGCGUUCAUUCUGUCUCACAUGUUAGUAAAUGGCACAGAGAACGGUGUCCGCCAACCUACUCUCAGGGUGUCUGUUCUGAUUCUGGAGAGCGCGAGCUGCACUAAAGUCGAGGGACGCGCGACGCGCCCCACACGUGCUUAUCUUCUUACCCGCAUUCGCGUCAUGACGCAAAUGCGGGAGACACAGAGGAAGACGGCUCACCUGGACGACGAGCCUCAGCCACCGGUUAUCAUUGUUGGUAAGGACGUACGAAAUGGCACGCUAACCCGCGAUUGCGUCAUGGCGCGAUCGCGGGUAAAAUGCCACUGUUCGCUCGCUCAGCUGCUACUUCGGUGGUGCAUCGUUGAGACGGUCACCGCCUCAGGCCCAAAGGAGCGUCUGGACACGGAGCGCUCAUGUGCACGGCGCUUGUCUACGAAUGCGCGGCUACCGGAAGUCUCCGCAAUGCUUCCGCGCCGGCCCCGUGCCCACAGAUCAAGAUCAAUCUCGCGAUCUGUGUUCGUAUCCGGCACGGGCCCACGUCUCCGUUGUGGCUUGACCGUCAGUGCUCCCGUCCCAUCGCUUCCUCGCGCACCUCUGCUCUUCUCGCUCCCUCGCAUCUCUGUGCUCUGUGCUCAUCGCGUGUGCACCAUGGUCGGCCACAUCACAUUCGACGCGUUUCUCACCCGCCUCGGCGCCGCGGCCACGACUCGUGCCCAAGAGCGACGACUCACCGCGUCGACAAAGACGGUCAAUGACGCGGUAAAAUACUCGCUUUUCACGGACGCGGUCCCCACCAAGAACGACUGGGACAAUGAAAACCUCAGGCAGCUGAACCACACGAUCCACGCUGUAGUCAACAGCCCGCUCGACUGGGAAGCGGUCGAGCGUGUC
This is a messenger RNA of Fomitopsis serialis, 2478 nucleotides long. RefSeq lists its product as uncharacterized. The annotation marks the transcript as partial. The record is from RefSeq and is a predicted model, not a curated record. Lineage: Eukaryota; Fungi; Basidiomycota; Agaricomycetes; Polyporales; Fomitopsidaceae. The transcript has 12 exons.